AUGAUCUGGAUUUGUGAACAGAUCUCCGAAGAUCCAGAUGGUGGCUACAAUAUUGAUCUCAAUCAACAUGUGCCUGCAUCGAAUAUGAAGGUGAUUUCACGACUUUUCAACUGUAUCAAUGUGCUCGCCAACCACGGAAUUCACAUCUUUGAGACAUCGGUUAUGGACUGCUACGAUUUUCCUCCGCGUAUGAAACAAAGGAUU
Messenger RNA from Mesorhabditis belari, 204 nucleotides. The record is from the annotation of a GenBank genome assembly. Lineage: Eukaryota; Metazoa; Nematoda; Chromadorea; Rhabditida; Rhabditidae.